CGUGGCUCCGGAUGUGUGUGUUGGUGACACAUGACAAAAUGCGAUGAGACCCCUCCGACGGGGAGGAUCAGGCGAGCGGGAGCAGCAGCAGCAGCAGCAGCAGCAGCCCGGGCGCGCAGCCGGCGCCGCUUGACUUCAAGCCUUGCCCAUGCUCGCCCGCACCGCGGAUGUCUCCCGCUCCAUCGCUUCCCGCGGCGGGGACGACCGAGCUGGAGGCUGGAAGCGGAAAGCGCUCCGAGCAUCCCUGCCAAGAUGCCACUGACCUGUGCCUCCACCUCAUCUCUGAGCUGCCAUGGCCACGCUAGAGACGCUGCCAGUUCGUAGUGAUCCAACGUACCCCAGUCAGGAUAACUUCCAUACUUUUGCUCCCCGGCCUUCCCAACCCACCUCCCAGAGCACCAUGGGGAGUGUGGGAAGCGGAGUUGCCAAUGACCAGGAGUUCGCCAUGAAAAGCGUGGGGACCCGGACGCAGAGCAGCGGCCGGGAGACAGAGGGAUCUCGCAAUGUAUACUCCACACGGGAGAUCUCCAACCGCUACUCUGGUGAGGAGAAGACAUACAAGUCAGAAAAGGUCUCCAACUCCCUCUACAUCAACGGUGACCUGCGCAAGUGUGAGAAGGUGAAGAUGGACAUGUGUGGGAAUGUGACCACCAACAAUGAGAAAAACAUGCCACCUCCUCCCCAAUACCGAGAGCCCAGUAACCCACCAAAGAUAUUGCCAAUCUCUGGCAAACUAGACCAGAGCAAUGAGCCCUUAGUUAGACCCUCAGCCUUUAAACCAGUAGUUCCUAAAAACUUCCAUUCCAUGCAGAAUCUCUGCCCGCCGCAGAGCAACGGGGUGACAGAGAACAGAAAGAGCUUGAACCAUGCCAACAGCAAUAGCCCGUCCGCACCCAAAAGUGGACUCGACAAGACCAGCCUUAACAGGACUACAAACCAAGUGGGAGGCCUUUCAGAUUCAGGCCGUAACUCGUUAACAAGCCUGCCCACAUAUGGGACAGGCUAUAGCCAACAUGUGGGUCCAAUGAGCGCCUCAACAAGCCACAUCAACCGCAUCGGAACAACCUAUGUGGAUAAGAACAUCGUGGGAUAUAACGGGAUAUCUACCUCAGAUAGUGGCCGGUCUUCGAGCAAGAGCACUUCUUCGUUCAACAGACUGAACCAUCUCAACGAAACAAUGCCUUUCCACUCGCCUUCAACGGAUGACAUCAUCCAAGACCUGGAAGACCGGCUGUGGGAGAAGGAACAAGAGGUCCUCCAGAUGCGAAGGAACUUGGACAAAAGCGAGGCAGCCAUCUUCCAAGUGUUCGAGGAGAAGCAGAAGAUCUGGGAGCGGGAAAUGGAGGACCUGAGGCAAAACUAUGCCAACAAAUUGCAGCAGGUUUCCAAAAAGGCCCAACGGGCUCAGCAGGCCUUGCAGCUCCAAAUCUUCAAGCUCCAGCAAGAAAAAAAAAAACUCCAAGAUGAUAUGGGGCAACUCCUCCAGCAGCGAGAGGAACUGGAGAAGAAAUUUGUGGCUUUCAAGAAGGAGCAGGCUGAGUUUCUCCCAAAGAUUGAAGAGACUAAGUGGGAGGUUUGCCAGAAGGCGGGUGAAAUCUCUCUGCUGAAGCAGCAGCUGAAGGAUUCCCAAGCAGAUGUCUCCCAGAAGCUGAAUGAGAUUGUGGGGCUGCGGUCACAGCUCAAGGAAGGUAAGAACUUCCUGCGAGAGAAGGAAGAGCAAAUCCUCACCUUGAAGGACUCUUACAGUUCCAAGAGCGUCAACCUGGAGAUCUGCGAAAGUGAGCUACAGCGGAAGAUGAGCGAGGUCCAGGUGCUGAGAGAAAAACUGAACCACUGUGAGCUGGAGGUCUCUGGCCUGAAGCGGACACUUGCCAGCAUAGGAUCUUCAGGGCCUUUCAGCGGGGACCUGACCGAGAAACUGCGGGACCCUCUGGCUUGUGAGAGUGACGAAGCCAAGAUGCAGCGGCAGAGUGAGGACAGCGUUAACACACUGCGGAAGGAGGUGGAGCGGCUCCAGACAGAGCUGAAGCUGGAGCGGCAGCAGCGGGAACAGCAGGUGAUGGACUUUGAAGAAGAGCGGCGCACAUGGCAAGAAGAGAAGGAGAAAGUCAUCAAGUACCAGAAGCAGCUGCAGCUGAAUUACGUGGAGAUGUACCAGAAGAACCAGCUCCUGGAGCACAAGGUGAACGAGAUGAACACAAAGGCCACUAGUCCCCCACACACCGAGGAGAAAAAACCAUGGACUCCCUCCAGACUUGAGCGAAUAGAGUCCACCGAGAUCUGAGGUGGGACCAAGACAAUACAAGUAAUUUUUUUAUUGCUGUGCAUGUACUACCUACUCAAGCCAGUGAUCUUCCGAAGGAUAAUAUGCUACCAUAGGAGAGGUGUGAGUCUGCUCACACCAAGCUCCGUCACCCCUACUCUAUUCUUCUGUGCUCUGUAGGUAAAAUAACUGUGGAUGUGCGUUGUUUUUCUAUCAAUAAUGCAACAUCUCUUUUGUUUUUUUUUUCUAGUACAGCUGGUGAGAGUCAAUAGGCUCUUUUGUAAUCUGCCGUGACUGUUACUUCACUAGAGGCUGCCAUCCCCUCUCCCAACAAUUCAUCCCUCUUUGGUUGGUUGUUUUGGAGGGUUGUAUUUGGUUUCUUUGGUUUUCCAAGCAUUAUGUGCAGCAAAACAGUUCAAAGUGGCAGGUUUUUUCAGGGCAUUUUUAGCCACAUUGGCUAACGGAGCAAAGCUCUAGGGAUCAUGAGCAAAUUCACUGUUCUGCAUCAAGUAUCCUGUCUAGACAGUGGUCUUAGUGAAGUCAGUGGGAGGUUGGCCACUGAUUUCAGUGAAACCAGACAUAUCUCUACCAGAUGACUCCCUUUUGCCAGCCUAUGGCUACCAUGGUUGCAAGAGGUUAGGACAUCCUUGAGGAACAGGGUGAGCCUGUCCUGGUAACAUAAGUCAACUAGGAACAGUUGCCCAGCAGGAGCCUCUUUUGAGGCUCAGCAAAGCUUGAUAUAUGCUGCGUUUUCUUUUUGUUGUGGUUUCCUUCUUCAUUUCCACUCCCAUCCUUGGUUCUGACCAACCUGGGAGCAGAAAUGCCCUCCCUCCUCUGCCUUGAUCUCACUAUUCUUCCUAUAUAUUCAAGUUGGCUACAGGAAGAAGAAAGUCCUAGAAAUCCAAGCUAGUUUACCUUUUCAAGAGCCCUCUUGCUCUUGAGCAAGCCUGCAGAGUCAGUGGAAUCAAGGCUUGGGGAACCAUCCAGACCUGUGGGAUGUUUAUGCAACCUGAAGCUUCAGCAAUUUUACAGUUAGCGGGUAGGUGGCAAUUGUGCCAUCCCAUUUUCAAAAUAGUGAUGCUUCAGUGCAUUUUUCUCUGUCCAGGGUCUGCUUACAAAAAGGCAUCUGAGCCUCACUCAGGAGUUGCAGUGAGCACAUAUCAGCAUCUCAGCUAGAUAGCAAUGAGGCUGGCAGGCAAGUGCUGGCCUUCUGCACAGCUGUUCAGAAUAGGGCCCUUAGCAAUCUCAUGUGGUAUGAUAUAUUUCAGGGAAAGAGAAAAUGCAGGCACAGUUUAGGAAAAUAUUUAACUGCUAGCCCUGAGCAGUUGUAACAUGGGACAAUGCUUAAAAGUUGCAAGUGCUUGUGCUCCUGGCUGAAUAACCAAAACCUAUAUGCACAGUCACUGAGAAUGAUGCAUGUAUCAAAAAAACAGCCUGCAGCUUUAAAAGGUGGGUAAAGUGGACCUGGUUCUACCUUUCAUGGAUACCUCUUUAAAAUGAGCCGCAAUAAAAUGUGAAAAGUGCUGUAAAAUGCGACUUGCACUGUCUAAGCAGUAACCAAAGGAUCAGUGCAAACGAUCCCUAGGGAGCAUUUGCCCUAGGGAGCAGCUAGAAGAACAAAGCUAGAACUCACAUUCUUGGGUUGUCCAUGCGAGGUGACUCCAGGGGGAGUUUACCCAGAUCAUGAUUCAUCUGAGACUCAAGGAAGAACCUCAGGACUUUGAGUGGCAGAAAACCUUCCAAACAAAAGCCCUGAAGCUACUCACUUUCUGUUUCUAGCCUCCAGAGCUCCUUCCGCUCCAUGACUAGGUCUUUACCUUCAAGUUGGGAUCAAAGAUCAAAAGUCUGGAGCGUUGUGGUGAGCUCCAGACUGAGCAAAGAGGCUGAGGAGGAGAAAAGAGCCCUCAGUUUGUCCCAUCAACCUCCAGCCAAGGUCAACACACAGUAUUACUGGCCAGGACCUGCUGCGGGCACUGUUGGUGAAUAGCAGCGGUUCCUGGAGCUGCAGAAAAUUGAGAUGUUUGAUGAGAUCGGGGCAUUUCAAGACCUGAGUUGAAGGCACUUAGCUUUUACCACCACUUCUGGUUGUGUCUUUGGAGUUGGAAGAAUAAUGCAUACACCAGGGCAGCUAAGAAUUAAGGCACUCUCUGGCAACCAGUCACAAGAAGUGGGACUAUGUCAGGUCCAGUUCCUGAAGGGGGUGAAGACGGGUCCUACUACAAAUCCUGUAGCGCAUCAGCACUUGGAUGACUGAUGCCUGUGCACCCCACUCAGGAAGAAGCGCUGCUCUAUGCUGGUGCCACCCAGCAGCAGACUUUGACAGGCCAAGGGCAGAAGUGGGAAGGGCAAGCGGGUUCGCUGGUAUACCACUGCCACAUCCCGCCAGAGUCAAGGCAGGACCCCAGUCCCCAUCCUCUCUUUGUUCUGGCAUUUCAUGGGCUGCAGUCUGAGUCAGGCACCUCAGACACACAUGUGCACUGUGCACACUUACCCUUGGCAAAUCUUAGCUCUCCCUCCAUUUCACCACGGUGGAGUCAUACACCCCAGAGUGUCAGGCCUGGAAAUCCAGAGCGUUGCAUCAUCUUGGCUUUCUGUGCCUCUCUUUGCCCAAGAGAUAAACUUGCACUGUCUUCCCUCCCCAAGCAUUGUGAGGCAGCUGUGCUUGUGAAGGGCUUUACAGUCCUCGGGAAAAAUAACAAAGCAUAGAGAAAUUGCGAAGAGGCUCAGUCUCAGCUGCCUGUCAUGGGUGUUUCUGAGGCCACCACACAAAUAGCAAACAACCCACCAACAACAUGUGCCCUUGCCACAAGAUGGGUCCGAUGACCUGGUGGAUCUUUUCCAACUUUGCUCCUCCCAGCCUUUCUGACGUUACAAUUGAGUUUCCACUAAGCAUCGCAGGAACCAGGGUUUCAGCCAGUGAUUCCAGAACCUAGAGCGGCUGAGUUUUGAGGAUCUGCUGUUGAGGAAGUGUAUGCCGCAAUUCCCUGCUAUGUUAACAACCGAGAGCAAUGGACACCAGCAUCAGUCCAUGGGAUGCCUUCUCACCAGAGCUCCUUGCUAAUGCACUGGCACCCUUCUUCAAUUUGAUCUAGAGCUUUAAUCUAGAUCUGAGCAACUUCAAGUGUGCCUAUUCCCUAGACAAAAGAGAGCUCUGCAGAUACCUACUAAGAAGUUGUGCUGCUGAUGGUGCUUUUCUCCCUAUUAGGAUUCACCCCAAAACCCCCAAGCACUCGUCUGACCUGUAGAAACCUUACAGAUACAAAUAUAUGUAAGCUAUAUGUACUGGUCCACAUCAUGUCCACAUCAUGUCCUCUCCCAUAUGUUAGUGCUGCACAGCCACGUCCUGGCAACCGGUGUCUCUCAGAAGUGACUACAUUUUGCUCAGUAGGGAUGGAGUAAAACACUGGUGGGACACCUAGGUUCCUGCUAUUUGUGUCCAGAGUUGGCCCAGACUGGAGCUUACUUGGCUCUUUCCAGACUUUGGCACUAGCUGAUGUCAGCUUUUACCCACUGGCUGGAUAAGGUCUCCCGCGACAAGCUAGGUUUGCAGUGAGGCUUCGUGGUCUUUGCUUUGGAACAAGAUAACCAAGGGGUGACAGACUAGUGUUCUGAUGAAAUAUCCUAGGAAUGGCCAAGGAGAGUAAUUUCCCAUCUCUCUGAGGCUCAUGCAGAGCUGAUAAAAUAUUUAUGUCCAACAAAAUUCACUUUUAGAGUUUGGGUCUGACCAUAACCCAGUCCUGCCCUCCACCUUUGUUCAGCCAGCUCUGGAGCUGAUGGAGUUCAGUGUAAUUCUCUAAGCCGAGGCACUGCCCUCAAAAUCCUGCAGGUGAUCAAUGUUUCCACUGAAAAAGGCAGGUUAUCUGUAACUUGACAUAGGUCAAUGGCAAUGGCUGUGGUCAUGGGAGGCUCAGCCCAGUUGCCUGCACAUCAGGUCUAGAGCCAUUAGAGAUGCUCUGGGAUAUCUGACACACAGGGCUCGUCGAUCUGACCCAAGACCUAUGGGAAAGCAACCUCAGCAAUGCAAAGACAGGGUUACCUGGAGCAUCUCCAGUGGCACGUCACGCACGUGUGGGCAACUGAGUCAUGCUCCUGGCAUGUGCACCUGGCCAUUAUAUGAGCACAUACAGGACAUUUAUCAACUCAGCACAUUCCAUCCAGGAGGAUUUGGGCUAAGCAGGUUAUCCCGCUGCUGGAGAAGGUGUAAGCAGCCCUUCUCAUCACUUUGAGAUUACUUUGCUCCACCAUCAUUUUGAGGUUGAUUUUGCUCCUGUUGCUGUAAAAUGUGCACUCAGCUGGGCCAGUUUCCCUUCAAGCAGCUAGCACUCACCCAGGGCGUGAACAGCGCAGCCAUCGCACGUUGUUGUGCUUCACACAGUCCCACUUAGCUUCUGCCGCCGUCUCGCAGCAGCCGGCUGCACCAUUCCUGCUGUCACUGGCAUAAUGCCGGAUGGAGAUCACCUCCAGGUUUCCACACUCAUUAACCAAGAUAGGAAUCAAAUGGUUGCUCUUCUGCUGCUACGUUAUACAGAGACAAGUGUACUUGGAUGUAAAUAACAGCCCAGUUCUGUAUACACAACAAUUAAAUGAACAGACAAGAAAGCUCUGUCGCUUCUAUAUUGGUGAAUGGGAUUGACAAUAACAGCAGAUGCCAUGUUCGAUUACUGAGCACUAUGCAGAGGGUGCUCAGCACCCUCUGAGCUUUCGCUGGCCACAGCUGAAGGGUGCAGCACCUCCCAGGAGGGCAAUCUGCUUUGGAUUAUCUCUUGCAAAGCAGCCUGAUGUCACUUUGUCCUGCUUUGACACUUGCUAUCAUCCUGAGCCAGGCCUUCACAACUGUCCCCUCAAGGCUCAAGUCUCCUCCGCCCAGUCUUGGGAGCCUCAUAUCACUCCAAAGCUCCCUGCUGAAAGACUCUCUCCCAACAGUGUUCCCUUUGUGUCCUGCUGCCCACGAGCUCUGCCUGUGGAAAAAAAUAACCCACCCCACUGCUGCCCAUCAUAGUGGCACUUUAUAGCUUGCUCAGGACAGCGAGUUUGUGAGCAAUGUGACCAAAGAUCUCUGGAGGGCUGAGUCUGGUGUGGGCUGGGAGAGAGGAUAAGAGCUGGCAGGGGAUAGAGAGAGCUGCUUCCCUGGGUCCCACCUGGGAACAUCUGCAGGGCUGUGCAGGGUCUUCCUUGUGCUGAUUAGGACCGGACAGAAAGCAGGCUGUUUCCUCUUGGUUCCUAGAUGAGUCCAGUUGUCCCUGAUGAUCCAGACUGGUUAAUUACCUGCACGCUCUCUGGCAGUGCCAACCAGCUCCAAGUGUCACCCAGGGAAAGUAUGGACCAGGAGCUGUUCCCAGGAAGCACCAUGGAUACAACUCCUCAUUUUUCUCAAGGAGAAAAGAGUUUAUCCGGACAAAUGCCAAGCCAUUACAGUUGUCUUCAGGACCAUAAAGCAGGUCCUAUCCUCUCUAGUUUAGCAACAGAGACAUUGCCACAAUGUCUAGCCAAAGGCUUGUGCUGGGUCAGUGAGAGUUGAGCAGAAAAAUGUUUAUCCUAAGAGCCAGCGAUCCUGAUAACUGUCCCCUGCAAUACCCUCUCCCCAGCUUGCCCAGGGCACCCUCAGCACCCUCCUUCCCAGGGAACGAUCUUCUGAGGCAAAGACAGGAUGGUCAUUGCUUCUCUGGUCUGGGAUGCUGAAGGCAUCUCUGCCCAUCUUAGCUCCAUGAAGGCUCCUCAUCCUGGUCCCAGCCUUGGGCAUGGGCUGGCGUGAGAUCUGUCCCUGGUUCUUGGGGAAGGACACUUAGUGGUCUGGGCUACAGGCACAUAAUGCCCUUUUACUGUGCUUCUGCUCCAUGGCCAUGCCAAGCCUUCCUGGUUCAUUCCUGUCGAGACUCCAAAAGCCCAGUGACAUGCAGUGACAGCCCUCGCUUCUGUCACAGACGGCCUACAGGUCCAGCUUGCACCUACCCUAGCCCAAUCCCUUAGCCAAAUGCUUAAAGAGCGCUCUCCAGGGUUACUUUUUACCAAGUUCCUUUGCUGAAGAUACCGCUCAUCAUAUUGCAUGCAUCCUGCCUCUCCUCCACCCCAGCUCUCCAGAGUCUCCAGACUCAUUUAGAUCAUCACAGCCUCAGUUAUCCUAGGAGCAGCUGGAGCCUUUCCCAAUACUCUCCCAGAUACUUCCAUUAGCAAGCAGGAGCCGAAGCCCAAAGCCCCCAGUGACAGUGGCUUGUGCCAAUCUUGUCUUCAGGGGAGCUUUCUAGACUACUGAUCCGCACCUCUUCUCUCCGUCAGUCCCAUGUAAGCCAGAACAGCCCUGCUUUACCUUCCAGUAGCAAUCUUGCUUCUUAGUAGAAGACAUCCUCAUGGCUUGCAAUCACUUGAAGUCACUGUGUGGAUCUUCAAACCAUUACACUCACAUGCCCUGCCAGCUCUGAGGCCUCUGCAGUCCUCCCACUCUCUGCAAAUAAGAGUGUAAGGAGCAUCUGAAUACCCCAGGUCUGCAGGGGAACACAGCACCCAUGCUAGCCAGCCCCUAGUGUUACAAGGGACUGGGAACACAUCCAGCUCUUUGCAGGUGUUGGCUUCCCAAUAGGACUUUCUACGCUAGUGUGACUGUUGGCAAAACCAGAACUGAGCAGGACUUGUCUGCAGGAUAAGCCUCCUCCCUGAUUCUCCUAACGAAGGGGAUCAUGUCAGAUCUAGAGCAGCAGACAGCCUCUGACAGGAAGGGUUGUGUUUUUAAGGCUCUUUUACAGAUCUGUUUUCUCUCUGCUUUCUGUCACAAAGAAAGCAGAAAUCUUUCUCUAGAAAGAUUUAAAAGAGGCUGUUCUGACCUCUGAUACCUGCAGGCAAGAAUAUGUUCCCUUGAGGAUUUUCGUAGCUCCAGCCCUGGGUUCUUCUUUGGAAAGGCACACAAGGCCUGGCUCCAAAUAAGCACCAAUGGCUGGAGCUUGGCUAUCCCCACUCACCCUGAGAGCCCAGAGCUGCCCAUGUCUAGCACGUCAUCAGGCUAGAUCCCCAGGACAUGGGGUCCAUCUGCCUUUUCCAUCCAUCCCAUGACUGCUACUGGGUCACUGCAACAGGUCUUCUCCUUUAGCUCAUCGACUUGGGAACCACUGGGUCCCCAGGGGUAUCUGAGCUCACAGAGCCAUGAGUGGUGACUGCCAGAUACCAAUGGGAGACCAAGACUUCAGCACUGCUGUUGGGCCUGGGAGUCAGGCUGUCCUAGGAGCCUUUUUGGAGGAGAAGAUGCUCUUUCCCACAUUGGUGGUUUCUUUCCAGUGGCCAAAGGGAACAAAUGUGCAUGGGCAGAGCUCCACCACCAGCGCUAAAGUGCUCCACCGCCAGUGCAAAAAUGCUGCACAUCCGAUCAAUGUCUAUGCAGUCCUUUUCCACACGGUGGCAUCCCUGCAGAGCCCAGUCCAGAGCUGGGAUUCCUCCAAGGUGUCUUUGUUUGCACUCACUUGGACCUAGUAAACGCUGUGAGCUGAGAGGUGUCCGUCCGGACUCUCUCUUGGCCUUUGCCUUGCACUAGGCAAUAUGGUUGUGAGGGUUUCCUCAUCCUAAAUAAAUGCACAUUGCUUAGU
This is a messenger RNA of Rhea pennata, 9831 nucleotides long. It is a transcript of the gene LZTS3, whose product is annotated as leucine zipper tumor suppressor family member 3. Gene Ontology annotation, cellular component: dendritic spine. Gene Ontology annotation, biological process: regulation of dendritic spine morphogenesis. Bases 293 to 2284 code for a protein of 663 amino acids. NCBI's taxonomy places the organism in Eukaryota, Metazoa, Chordata, Aves, Rheiformes, Rheidae. The record is from RefSeq and is a predicted model, not a curated record. The transcript is spliced from 4 exons.